UCGUACGAAAUCGCCAUCCCCAAGAAGCUGAGCUUCCGGGGAGGGGAGCCAGGUGUGGCCAAGCACCUGUUGUACCUCCUGCAGGUUCAAGGGAAGAAGCAUGUCCUCCACCUGUGGCCCAAGAGGUUUCUGCUGCCCCGACACCUACCGGUUUUCUCCUUCACAGAUGGGGGCGAACUCCUGGAGGACCACCCUUACGUGCCCAGGGACUGCAACUUCAUGGGCUUGCUGGAAGACGUGGAGGAUUCUGAAGCCACUUUCAGUACGUGCAGUGGGGCCCUCCGAGGCGUGCUGAAAAUCGAUGCCCAACAUUACCAAAUCGAGCCCCUCCAGGCCUCUUCCAGUUUUGAACACGUCGUCUAUCACCUGAAAGACGAGGAAUUUCAGAAUCCGAUCUGUGGCUUAACUGGUGAUGACAGAGAACAGGAGAUGGCCCAGCAUGAGGACGUGGCCAGGGUUCGGGGCUUGCGUGGACCCCCUAUGCAUCAGAAGUACUUGGAACUAGCCCUGAUCUUUGAUCAUGAGAGAUAUUUGUUUUCGAAUUCCAAUCUCACUAACGUCAUAAAUGAUGCCGUUCUCCUGACUUCGAUUGUAGACACUUACUUUCAGGAACUCCGUUUAAGAAUACAACUAAGCACAAUUGAAGUAUGGACAGAGCAAGACAAAGUCAAUCUUUCUUUACCGCAAUUACAACAAGUGUUAAACCAAUUUCUGGUAUACCAGAGGAGGGUGCUAAGCGUUAAGUACUCUGUAGAUUGGACACACCUAUACGUUAAAAGACGUUACCCCGAUGCUUUUGCAGGGUCUUGGGGAAAAGUGUGCACUAAGAAAAAGGUUGGAUCUGUAAACAUUUUUCCAGAUGUAAAUAUCCUUGUCCCUGCUACCCAUACUGCUCAUAAUCUGGGCCAUAGUGUGGGGAUGGAACACGAUGUACUACCUUACUGCCAGUGUAAGGGUAGGCAUGAUUGCAUCAUGGGCGUCGGACGAAACGGGUUUAGUAAUUGUAGCUAUAUCCAUUUUUUUAACCACGUCCAUAAAGGUGCAGACUGCCUAAAUAAUAUUCCGGAUAAAACUUAUGUGGUUCAGAGAUGUGGAAACAAAAUCGUGGAAGAGAACGAGGAAUGUGAUUGUGGUUCUCUAGAGGACUGCAAAGGAGACCAGUGUUGUGAGCCAGACUGUAAAUUCAAGCAUGGUGUCAACUGUAGCACUGGCCUUUGCUGUCACAACUGCCACCUUCGUCCGUCUGGGUAUAUAUGUCGGAAGGAAGAAAACGAAUGUGACCUGGCGGAGUACUGCGAUGGGAACUCAAAUCUCUGCCCAAAUGACACUUAUAAGCAGGAUGGAACCCCGUGCAAGUAUGAAGCUCAUUGUUUCAGGAAGGGGUGCAGAUCCACGUAUAUGCAGUGCCAAAACAUUUUCGGACCUGAUGCCAGGGAGGCUGCUCACCAGUGCUUUGAAGUAGUUAAUUUAAUAGGUGACCAAUAUGGGAACUGUGGUAUUAUGGGAACUAAGACCUAUAUAAAGUGUACAAAGCAGCAUUCAUUAUGUGGCAGGAUACAGUGUAUAAAUGUCAGAGUUCUCCCCGAUAUGCCAGAUCAUACUACGAUUACUUCGACUCAUCUGCAGGAUGAAAAUCUCAUGUGCUGGAGCAUAGGCUAUCAUCUGUCCUUGGUAGCUUUGGGGAUACCUGACCUUGGUGUGAUAAAUGAUGGUACCUCCUGUGGGAAGGACCAGAUAUGUGUGAACAGAACUUGUAUGAGUAAGUCGAUCCUGAACUUCGACUGUUUGCCCGAGAAGUGCAACCACAGAGGCUUUUGCAACAAUAACAGAAACUGCCAUUGCAUGUAUGGCUGGGAGCCUCCGUUCUGUGAGGAGAUGGGGUACGGCGGAAGCAUCGACAGCGGGCCGCCGGGACCGCUGAAGUUGGACCUGCCGGACUCCGUUCGGAUUGUGUUCCUUAUAUUUUUCCGCUUUAUUUUGUUAGCCAUCUCAGUGAUCAUUGUGAUCUUCAGGCGAUGGAUAAGAAGUUACUUACAGCCCCAACAGAAAGAAACACCACCGCCUGUCACUGCAGAGGAACCACCCAAGGAGAAAACUGUUUAAAAAAAAAGGAUCAGGAAAUCCACUGUCACUCAGUGACACAGGGUCACACAUUGAACAAGCGUAUCGUUUACUCGAAUGG
Molecule: messenger RNA, 2182 nt
Organism: Pteropus alecto (black flying fox)
Lineage: Eukaryota; Metazoa; Chordata; Mammalia; Chiroptera; Pteropodidae
Gene: ADAM30
Product: ADAM metallopeptidase domain 30
Exons: 1
Biological process (GO): proteolysis; male gonad development
Cellular component (GO): sperm head plasma membrane; external side of plasma membrane; plasma membrane
Molecular function (GO): metalloendopeptidase activity
Source: RefSeq, a predicted model, not a curated record